This is a messenger RNA of Drosophila gunungcola (fruit fly), 5165 nucleotides long. It is a transcript of the gene chn, whose product is annotated as protein charlatan. Gene Ontology annotation, molecular function: RNA polymerase II cis-regulatory region sequence-specific DNA binding; DNA-binding transcription activator activity, RNA polymerase II-specific. Lineage: Eukaryota; Metazoa; Arthropoda; Insecta; Diptera; Drosophilidae. The record is from RefSeq and is a predicted model, not a curated record. Gene Ontology annotation, cellular component: nucleus. Gene Ontology annotation, biological process: regulation of transcription by RNA polymerase II.
UCGUUUGUUGUAUCUCUUCCAGUCUGUUGGAAUUUCUCGUGGUGUGCGGUUCGCUCUUCGUGCUUGGAAUUGACUUCUCGAUUUGUGCGGCAUUUUAUUUAAAACAUUGCAACGCGUGGUUUUCCUGCGAAUUUUGGCACGAGUUCUUAUUAAAGCAUAUACAAAAACACAGCUGAUUGUACGUACUUGCAUGUGAAUUGCCUAUCGGCUGUAUUUAAUCCGAAGUGAACAAGUUGUGAACAAAUAGUGACUGAAAUCCAAGGAAAUAAACACAAGCCGGCUGGAAGGCAACAUUUGCAAAGAGGAGAGCGAUGGCCAGAGGGCCAACUGGAAACAACUAAUUCUGUUAACCAUAAAAAGUUCUCGGCGAGUGGACGUGGAGGCAACAGCAAGAGCAGCAGCCUCCGCCCCCUGAAAGCAGCAGCAGCAGCCCGCCCGCUAGCCAAGGCCGACGGCAACUUGAAGCACCUGCAAUGGCCACACUAAUACCAGUGAACGGCGGCCAUCCAGCAGCGAGCGGACAAUCCUCCAAUGUGGAGGCGACAUACGAAGAUAUGUUCAAGGAAAUCACACGCAAAUUGUACGGCGAGGAGACCGGCAACGGUUUGCACACGCUCGGCACGCCGGUGGCGCAGGUGGCCACCAGCGGGCCAACGGCGGUGCCCGAGGGCGAGCAGCGCUCCUUCACAAACCUGCAACAACUCGAUCGCUCGGCAGCGCCCAGCAUUGAAUACGAGUCGAGUGCGGCAGGCGGCGCCUCUGGCAACAACGUGGCCACCACCCAGGCCAAUGUAAUCCAGCAACAACAGCAGCAACAGCAGCAGGCGGAGUCGGGCAACUCCGUGGUGGUGACGGCCAGCAGUGGGGCGACUGUGGUGCCGGCACCCAGUGUGGCGGCCGUCGGUGGCUUCAAGUCCGAGGAUCACCUGAGCACGGCCUUCGGGCUGGCCGCCCUGAUGCAGAACGGCUUUGCGGCGGGACAGGCGGGUCUGUUGAAGGCCGGCGAGCAGCAGCAGCGCUGGGCGCAGGACGGAUCUGGUCUGGUGGCGGCAGCGGCCGCGGAACCGCAACUCGUACAGUGGACCUCGGGCGGCAAGCUGCAGAGCUACGCUCACGUCAACCAGCAGCAGCAGCAGCAGCAACAACAGCCGCAUCAGAGCACACCCAAGUCCAAAAAACACAGGCAGGAACAUGCGGCUGAGUUGAUCUAUGCCAGCCCCUCAACCUCGGCCAAUGCGGCCCAGAAUCUGGCCCAAUCCACACCCACCUCAGCGCCCAGCAACAGUAGUGGCGGCAGCACCAGCUCCUCCGGCGGCGGAGGUGGCGGAGGCGGUCGCAAGAAGGCCGCCCAAGCGGCAGCCGCCGCCGCUGCCGCCAACGGGGUUCACAUCCAGAAGCGGUACGCCUGCACCCACUGUCCGUACUCGACGGACCGGCGGGAUCUGUACACCCGGCACGAGAACAUCCACAAGGACGAGAAGCCCUUUCAGUGCUAUGCCUGCCUCAAGCAGUUCAAUCGGGCCGACCAUGUCAAGAAGCACUUUCUGCGCAUGCAUCGCGAGCUGCAGUACGACAUAAACAAGACCCGGCGCCAUGUCUCCGCGGGCAGUGGCUCCUCGGGCAGCGGCUCCUCCGGCGGCGGAUCUCAUCACUCUGGGGGACGGGGAAAUGUGACCAUUAACUCGGCCGGCGUGAACAUAGACAAUGCCUUCUUGGAGGCCCAACGACAUCCCACCUCGACCAGCAUGAGCAUCGUGGAAACGAUCGAGGCAGUGGCCUCGGCCACGGACAUGCCGCUGGCCCAGCUCAAGCAGGAGAAGCUGGACGAUGGCGGCGGAGUGGUCUUGCCCCUUCAUGUGGGCGUCGGCGUGAUGCAGCAACCGGUGGCCAGCUCGAGUUCCGGCAGCAGUGGCAGUCAUGGCGGCAACGGCAACGGUGGCAGCGGCUCGGGUCUGCUGAAACCGAAGCGGGAGAAGCGCUUCACCUGCUGCUACUGCCCCUGGUCCGGAGCGGACAAGUGGGGCCUCAAGCGGCACCUCAAUACGCACACAAAGCCCUUCGUCUGUCUGCUCUGCGACUACAAGGCGGCGCGAUCCGAGCGCCUGGCCACGCACGUGCUCAAGGUGCACAACAAGCGAGCAUGCAGCAAGUGCUCCUAUCUGGCGGACACGCAGGAGGAGUACCAGGUUCACAUGAGCGAUGUGCAUCCGCACGAUAAUCGGCCGGCGCGCAGUGGCAACGGCAACCAGAGCGGCGGCAGCAGCAGCGGCAAUAGCAACGGCAACGGCGGCGGCAAUGGCAACAACAAUGCCAAUGCCGGAGGCCACAGCCACAGCCAGAACCUCAAUGUGCUGCGAACCAUUGGCAACAGCCUGGUGGCCAACAACCAGCUGAACACCUAUGCCGGCAACGCUUUUGGCUCGUCCAGUGGCAAUGUGGGGAAUGCGAAUGGAGGCGGCGGUGCCGUAACCAUCUACACCACCACCACCAAUGAGGGCGUGGCCGGCGGGGGAGGCGGUGGCGGCGGCGGCGGCCUUAGCGGCAACAUCUCCGGCGGCGGACCGCUCCAGGAGAUCAUCGUGAAUCCCUCGUCGAUGGUCGGCUGGCGGCUAAGUGCCAAUGGGUCACUGAUCCCGCCACACGAUCUGCUCACCGGCGGAUUGCCAAAUGCGGCCACGCAGAAGCGCGGCUCGGAGCGAUUGUUUCAGUACCUCGAGGCCGAGGGCAGCGAUCCGGAGGACUAUGCGCGUCUGCUGAAAAUGGACGCCAUUAGUCGUAACACCGCUUCGGUCGCUCAGGAUUUUCAUAAGGCGGGAGGCGUGCACGAGUUGAAAAUACCAGCCAAUCAUCAACUCCUGUUUAACAAUAAACUGCCUUCGCAAUGGACGACACGUGAGGCUGCUGCACUGCUGUACAGCCUGAGCAACAUGGGCGGCGGUUCCGCCUCCGGCUCCGUAUCCGGUUCCCAGCGCCAAAAGUUUGGCAUUAGGGCGCGACAACAUUCCACCGGCGAGGAUGACGAGAAUACACCAUCGUCGGCCUCGUCGUCGAGCUUCUCGGGCGAUGAGUUCAACAUGAGCGCCACAUCGCCGCUGAAGCUGUCGCGUCAUGCCGUCAAGCUGGAGAAGAUGGAUGAGCUGGAGGCCAAGGACAUGGUGCCCAGCAAGGCGAUGAUGGCAACGGCAUUUCUGGAGGCGGCCAGCUACGAGCAGACGGCCAUCGAGCUGCUGGCCAGCAAACGGAAGAUCAAGGUCGAAACCGAUGACAACGAUGAGGACCAAGAGAACCAGCAGCAGCAGCAUCAGCCACAUCAGCAACAUCAUAGCCAGCAGCAGCAGCAGCAGCGAUUGCAGCUUAUUAAAUCGUCUCCCGCGUAUAAAUUGAACAACAACAACAAUAACAAUAGUAACAGCCAUAACAACAAUUACUACAAGGACAAGUCAUCGCACAGAAAUGCCGUUCACCAUCAUCGCCAGGAUGACAAGGAGAACAACAAGAGCAAGUCACCAACAGCAGCAGCAGCGGCAGCAAGUGUUGCAGCCGCCGCAGCAACAUCGCCGCCCAGCGUCAGCGGCAACACCAGCCAGACACCGUUUCUCACCCAAAUGGAGUACCAGAAUCUCAAUCGCAUUGGCACUCAGUUCCAGAACUACGUCAAGGACAUCAUCAACAAGUAUUAUGCGGCGGAGACGCCUCUGAUGUUGGCCGCUGCAGCAGCAGCAUUGCCCACGGCCACCACUACGGGUCAGCAGCUGCCGGAAUUGGACAUUGAGAACCUGUCGCCCAGCAAGCGGCGUCGUCUGCUCAGCGAAACGGAGGAGUACAUCGAGUAUUUGCGUAACAAGGAGGACAUAACACUGACUAUUGCGCCAAAGCUGCAGCCACCGCCGCCGCCGGCGACGACAUCGCUGCUCAAGCGUCAGUUGGAUCUCAGCACGCCGCGUCGGAGUCCCAAGAAGGCGACGCCGGCUCACAGCAACGGCGUCUCCCGCAAAUCUCUCAACCAACUGGCCACCCUGCUGCCGCUGCUGGCGGAUGCGGCCAGCCAGCAGGAGUAUCUGGCCGCUCCGCUGGAUUUUAGCAAGAAGUCCAGCUCGCGCAAGCAGGCGCAGCCCAAGAAGAUCCGCCUGACGCCCGAGGCGGUGGUCACCCUGCUGAGGGACAAGUACCUCAAUCGCAUGGUGCGCCAGCGCUUGGGCUGCCUCAAGUGUAGCCAGACGCGGAGGAGCAGCUCCAUCAGCUUCAACUACCACACCCUGGGAUCGCUGGCCCUGCACAAGUACUGGCGGCAUGGCGCGGGGGGAUCGGGAUCGGGUUCGGGAUCAUCCUGCUCAUCAACUGGGAGACAACGGCUGCAGGCAGCUCUGCAGAAGAGGAUUCGUCGCAGACAGGCGGAACAGCAAUGCUAAUGUGGCCGCGUCGUUCUAUCGGUUCUAUUUUAUUAUUCGCUUAAGAUUAGAAAAUGUUUGCUUGCCAUAUAUGGAAUGCAUUAGGCAUUUGACAUUGAAAAUCGUUUAAAAAAUUGCAUUUAAUUUUUUAAAUUUUAAGUUGUGAUGUACCUGAAAUAUGAUUUCUCUUAAACAAACAAAAAAUACUUAAAAAACAAAAACAAACAAACAAACACAAUUCAUGCAAAACGGUCUCGAAAGCGCUUUUGCAGCCGACUGCAAAUGAAUUUCAUUAUCUUAGUUGUACAAUUGAGCUAUCUCACAAACACAAAGCCCACUCACAAUGAACAUUUACACACGGAUAUUUAACUAUUUAGUAAUUAACCUGGAAUGAGCAUUUAUCAAAUGUGUCCCAGCCCAUGAUUUCCUCCAUUUGUAUUUGUAUUCAUAUUCGUAUUUGUAUUCGAUUGAAUGAAAUGUGAAGUAAAAAGCUUUAAUUUGCCAUUUACAAAGCUUCAGUUUAGUUACGAGUAAUGAUUGCCAUCUUUUUACACCUAGCAUUUAGUCGUCUAGUUACCUUAGUUUAUGGAUUAAUUUAUGAACUGCAAACGCGAACCUCAUCGAACCCUUUGCCUUACUUAUCAUUUAAGCUUUAACGUGAAUAUAAAUUUAGUUUUAGUUGAUUUAGUUACUCCUCAGCAGGAGCAGCAGUCACGCCCACAAUGACCACAAGAAACAAAAUCCAUUCUCACGCAAAAAACGUUUUACAUACAUAUG